GAUCACAGUUUGAUGGAUGUUUUCGCACAUCAAUAUUCACUUGUAGACCAAAUUACCCUUCACAAUCCCUUAAAUUUGCACGUAUGCCCCGUCCAAAGAUUUUAUUUUAACAUUUGAAACUCGUUGAUCUGUUGCUUUUGUUGUUUUAUUAUAUAGUCAUUGCUGGCGCAACAUGAUACAAAGACCUUUAAUUUUCUCUCCUUUAAAUCCAAUCUCUCCUCAAGUUUCAACACCGACCACUCCGCUUGUCAACGCCGUGUUCCCCAAACCAAACCGCGGCUGGAUCGCCCUUUCCUCUUCCUUCCAGUUACCGGAACUUCGGUUGCAAAAUUACCAGCUUACCCUCCCUCCUCUGGUCUGCUCUGCAAGUGACUCAGUGACAAAUCAACCAAGCAUGGCGUCUCAAGAUGAACAAGACCCUCGGAUUUCCAAAAUUUCUUCUGUGAUUCGUGUCAUCCCAGACUUUCCCAAACCUGGGAUUAUGUUUCAAGACAUAACAACUUUGCUUCUUGAUACAAGGGCAUUUCGUGAUACUAUUGAUUUGUUUGUUGAGAGGUACAGAGGGAAAAAUAUCUCUGUUGUUGCAGGUGUAGAAGCAAGGGGAUUCAUAUUUGGUCCGCCUAUUGCAUUGGCUAUUGGGGCCAAGUUUGUUCCUUUGAGGAAACCCAAUAAGUUGCCUGGGGAGGUUAUAUCGGAGGAGUAUUCUUUGGAGUAUGGAACAGACAUAAUGGAGAUGCAUGUUGGUGCUGUGCAAGCAGGCGAACAUGCUUUGAUAAUUGAUGAUCUUGUUGCCACUGGUGGAACCUUGUGUGCUGCAAUCAGGCUACUUGAGCGCGUUGGAGUGCAUGUUGUGGAGUGUGCUUGUGUUAUAGAAUUACUCGGGCUAAUGGGCAGGGAACGACUAGGAGAUACACCACUGUUUGUUCUUGUAAGCUCCACUUGAUUUCUCAAGUUUUGUGGUGGAAGAGCUUGUUUGUUGGCCUUUUUGAGUUUGCAAUAUAGCUGGAACUUUGUCUCAAAGCCUAACAAAACUACUUGGUUGAAUAAAAGGGCUAUAUUUGGUUAAUAAGUUAAUGUUAGGUUGAACUAAGAACUGUGAUAAGUUAGGUAUCGACGGUAUUCGUCCCAGUUUCUCUGACAAGAAAGUCUGUAGGUGAGUAUUUACCAGAAAUGUUGCAUUUCUGCUUGCAAGGAUGGUUGAUUGCCUUGUAAUAUUAUGAGCACUAUAUCUAGUGGCUUUCAUUGAACGGAUUGUUUGUUGAUACAAGUGAUUCUGUUGUUAAUGCCAUUGUCGUGUUUUCAAGCUGAAUUCACCAACUUAUUGACUAUU
Molecule: messenger RNA, 1330 nt
Organism: Durio zibethinus
Lineage: Eukaryota; Viridiplantae; Streptophyta; Magnoliopsida; Malvales; Malvaceae
Product: adenine phosphoribosyltransferase 1-like
Biological process (GO): adenine salvage
Cellular component (GO): cytoplasm; cytosol
Molecular function (GO): adenine phosphoribosyltransferase activity
Source: RefSeq, a predicted model, not a curated record